CCGGUAAAAUUAUCUGCAGAAGCACGCUUUGUUGCGAGCCAAACGUUUGAGCUUGUAUAUUUAAAAGCAGUCAAUUUGUAUUGUGGAUGAUGGGUGAAGUUAUCAUCAGCACCAGCCUUAAAGCAAAGGUUUCCUUUUUUCAAACUGCUUCAGAUUUAAGAAGUAACAAUAGAUAUUGUGAUGCAAUUGUACAUGUGGGGAGGAAAAUUUACAAUGCCCAUAAACUUAUCCUAGUCUCCUACUCAAAAUAUUUUGCUGACUAUUUCCGCUUGUCGGUAAUUAACAAUUGUGGUGUCGUUCUCUCAGAUAUAAGUGAAGAGAUGUUUAGCUAUGUGCUAGACUAUAUGUAUGGCCAAGAGAUCCAUGUGCCAGUUAGUUGCUUGGGAGAUUUGUUGAAAACGGCAAAAAAACUGGAGGUACAGGACUUGGUCCAUCAAUUUGAGAAAGGGCAGUUUGGUAGGAGAGAGAUUGGUGGAACAGAACGCAUUCUGAGUGCCAUGCCUCCAGAGGAUCCCACAGCAAACAAUGACAUAGGAUCUGAAUGUGGCACUGAUAUCAUACAAAACCAAAUGGCAUUCAGUAAUUCAUUAAACUGCGAUGAAAAAGAGCCAAUGGUAAAAAACAUGGAUGAUGGUAAAUUGUUUGCAGCUACGGUAAUAUGCAAGCGCUUAGAAGAGGUGGGUUGGCCCAGUGGCACUCAGAACAUGGCUGAAUUCAAUCCGACAGAUUCUGGGAUUGGAAGUAAUUCUAAGGGCAACUUUUUCUGUGUAAGCUGUAAAUCUUCCUUUCCCAAUGUAAAAGAAAAAUGUCUUCACUUUUUAGCCCAAAAAUGCUAUGGGGUUUUGCUCAAAUCGAUGCGAGUAAGUGUUAACCGGAGGUUAAGAAACAGAGGGAAAAGUCCAUUUUACACAACCACCUCAAACCAUGUGUGCUACACUUGCUAUAAGGGUUUCAUCUCUAGGUCUUCACUUGUAAGACAUAUUCAACUGAAGCACAACAAGAAAACAGCAAAGAAGUUUUCAAAGGGUCAGAAAGGUGAUAAAAAAACUUUGAAUGGCAAACAGACCUUUAAAAAUAUUCCGUUUCAGUUGAAGGUUCCCAUAUUUGAAGGAGAGGAUAGGAAUGUUAUAUCAACUGAAUUAACAAAAAUAUUUAAUAGGUGUGAACUUUGUGGUACACAGUUUGAGAAUGCAAAAGAACUUGUUGAACAUCAGGCAGAUAGUCAUGGACUGGGAAUAUUUCAAGAGACCUUCCAUUGCCCUGAUUGUUAUGAGAUGUUCACGAUCAAGGAAUUAUAUAGAUUGCAUCAACAAACAACCCAUGAAAAAAACCUCUACAUCUGCACAGAAGAGGGUUGUCAUGUGGCAUGCUCAACAAGCAGAGACAUUAUACUUCAUUUGAAAGAGGAGCACAAUACUGAUCCUCCAUUCAAGUGCUGCAUAUGUGGCCAUGCCGUUACAGUAAAACAGCAUCUCAAAAGGCACAUUUAUCUUCAUUAUGAUCAGCGCAAAAAAUAUUCUUGUGAAAUAUGUAAUAAAGUGUAUAGGACAGAGAAAGAGCAGUUACAACACAGGUACUCCAAGCAUGGUGUGAUUGAUGAAGAAAAAGCUCUACGUUGUACACAUGAUAACUGCUCCUACCUGACAUACCACUUGCCUAAUCUUGAGAGUCAUCUGAAGGCCAAACAUUUAAAUGAGAAGAAUUUUACUUGCUCACUGUGCAAUAGGAAGUACUCUUCUAGGGGGUCACUGACUGCCCAUAAGCUGGUUCAACAUGAAAUGCGUUAUGUAUGCAAUUGCCCACAUUGUGGCAAAAAGGCAAAAGAUAAAACUGCUUUGAAGUCUCAUCUGAAGAGAUGCAGAGGAGAAACCAUGUCAUUUUUGUGCACUCAUUGUGAAUAUUCUACUGAUUCCAGAAUCACAAUUGAAAGUCAUCAGUAUAAAAAACACGGUAUACUGCCAGUCAAAGGUAAAAUUUACAGUUGUGAUGUGUGCGACUACAAAUGUGUGACAAAUAGCGGUAUGAAACGGCACAAGCGUGCACAUAUCGGUGAGCAAUGA
Messenger RNA from Lingula anatina, 2060 nucleotides. RefSeq lists its product as uncharacterized. NCBI's taxonomy places the organism in Eukaryota, Metazoa, Brachiopoda, Lingulata, Lingulida, Lingulidae. Gene Ontology annotation, molecular function: DNA-binding transcription factor activity, RNA polymerase II-specific; sequence-specific DNA binding; protein binding. The record is from RefSeq and is a predicted model, not a curated record. Gene Ontology annotation, biological process: regulation of transcription by RNA polymerase II. Gene Ontology annotation, cellular component: nucleus.